Messenger RNA from Dichotomopilus funicola, 1749 nucleotides. Its product is annotated as glycoside hydrolase superfamily. Bases 1 to 1749 code for a protein of 582 amino acids. The record is from RefSeq and is a predicted model, not a curated record. The transcript has 6 exons. Gene Ontology annotation, molecular function: oligo-1,6-glucosidase activity; sucrose alpha-glucosidase activity; glucan 1,4-alpha-maltotriohydrolase activity. NCBI's taxonomy places the organism in Eukaryota, Fungi, Ascomycota, Sordariomycetes, Sordariales, Chaetomiaceae. Gene Ontology annotation, biological process: sucrose catabolic process; maltose catabolic process.
AUGACAGAAGCCUCAGCAAACCCCUGGUGGAAGGACGCAGUCUGCUACCAAAUCUACCCCGCGUCCUUCAAAGACUCCAACGGCGAUGGGCUUGGAGAUGUCCCUGGGAUCUUGAGCAAGGUUGAUUACCUCAAAGAUCUUGGGAUCGAUGUCGAUAUGGGCUAUGACAUAUCCGAUUAUGAGAAAGUCUACGCGCCGUAUGGGACUGUCAAGGACAUGGAAGCCCUCAUCGAGGCUUGCCACAAGCGGGGCAUGAAACUCAUCUUAGACCUCGUUGUCAACCACACAUCUGACCAGCACGCCUGGUUCAAAGAGUCGAGAUCCUCGAAAGACAACCCGAAGCGCAACUGGUAUAUCUGGAAGCCUCCCCGGUACACAGAAGAUGGUACUCGGCUGCCACCGACCAACUGGCGAAGCUACUUCUCCGGGCCGACCUGGGAAUACGACGAACACACGGGCGAGUACUACUUGCACCUAUUUGCCAAGGAGCAACCGGACCUCAACUGGGAGAAUGAGGAGACUCGCAAGGCUAUCUACGAUAGUGCCAUGCGCUUCUGGUUGGAUAAAGGGAUUGAUGGUUUCCGAGUGGAUGUGGUCAAUAUGUAUUCAAAGGGGGUCGAGUUCAAGGACGCCCCAGUCCUUGAUAGCAGGUUCUACGAGCAGCCGGCGUGGAUGUACUACGCCAACGGCCCAAGGAUGCAUGAGUUCCUGCGGGAGAUGAACCAAGAAGUACUCAACCACUACGAUGCUGUGACGGUGGGCGAGCUCCCGCACACACCCGAGCCCCAGAAGGUCCUCGAAUAUGUCGGGGCCGGCGACAAGCAACUGAGCAUGGUGUUCCAGUUUGACCUUGUCGCUCUUGGUCAGGGACAAGAUCACAAGUACCUCUUUGAGAAGUGGGAGUUGCCAGAACUUAAAGACAUCGUAGCCAAGUGGCAGCAGUUCAUCGACGGCACCGACGGUUGGACGACCGUCUUUUGCGAAAACCACGACCAAGGACGUUUUGUAACACGAUACGCUUCCGACGCACCACACGAACGUGAAGCGUCGGCCAAGCUGCUCUCCCUCAUGCUCUGUGCACUGACGGGGACACUAUUCAUCUACCAAGGCCAAGAGAUCGGCAUGAUCAAUGUCCCGAAGUCGUGGCCCAUCGAAGAGUACCGCGAUAUCGAAUCGCUCAACUUCUACCGGACCAUGACGGAUCCCGCGCGUUCCGUCAACGAACAAGAACGGGCGGCCGAGCUUGCCAACGUCAUGCGCGGCCUGCAAAUCUUGGGCCGUGACAACGCCCGGCUGCCAAUGCAGUGGAGCGGCGAAGCCCCGCACGCUGGGUUUACGGACGGUAGUACUGAGCCGUGGAUGCGGGUGCACGAUUUAUACAAGGAAAUCAACGUAGAGAGACAAGUGCAUGAUGGCGAAGGGUCCGUAUUGGGCUUUUGGAAACGAAUGAUCCGCUUCCGCAAGGAGUAUGCCAAUUUGCUGGUCCAUGGAGCAUUUGAAGGGUUCGCAAUGGAGGACAAGCGUACGUUUGUGUUUGGGAAGAGGGGUGAGAAUGAGGAGAGGGCCGCAGUGGUGUUGAACUUUACAGGUGAAGAACAGGAGGUGGAGUUGCCGUCAGGUGCUGGCUAUGAGGGGCUGGUGUUCGCAGUUGGCAGCUACGAGGAUGCUGCGAGCGAGGAGGAAAGUGCGGAGGGGAGAUUGCGGCAACUAAGGCCUUGGGAGGGAAGGUUGUACCUGUCUGGCUGCUAG